AUGCCUUGGAUUGGCUUCAUAUUUCUCAUGGGCCAUAUGUCAAUCAACCAUAUCAGUCGCCAAAUCCUGAACGAUCCGCAGGUUGUGGAUAUCACAGGGGCCCAGAUGGUCCUUGUGAUGAAGCUCUCUGCUUUCUGUUGGAACGUGCAUGAUGGCCGGUUGCCUCAAAACCAGCUGUCCGAUCCACAGAAAUAUGCUGCGAUAACCACAUUUCCUUCGAUUCUGGACUACGCCGGCUACGUGCUAUUCUUCCCGGGCCUUUUUGGCGGUCCUGCGUUUGACUAUGUUGCCUACCGUCGAUGGAUUGACACCACACUUUUUGAAGUACCCCCAGGCACUGACCCGUCCAAAGUGCCACCAACCCGAAAGAAGCGAAAAAUUCCACGGAGUGGAACUCCUGCUGCCAAGAAGGCAGUGAUAGGUCUGGUAUGGGUUGUGGUUUUUCUUCAAAUGAGCUCGAUUUACAACAAAGAGGCUUUAUUGGAACCCAGUUUCCGGGACUAUUCCUUCCUUCGACGAGUCUGGAUUGUGCACGCGCUGGGAUUCACCACCCGCGCCAAAUAUUAUGGCGUGUGGUCACUCACCGAAGGCGCAUGUAUCUUGUCGGGAAUGGGAUAUAACGGCUUUGAUCCCAAGACGGGUAAAGUAUUUUGGAACAGACUGCAAAACAUUGAUCCCUGGAAGCUCGAAACUGCCCAAAACUCCCACGCUUACUUGGGAAACUGGAAUAAGAACACCAAUCACUGGCUGCGGAAUUAUGUCUACUUGCGCGUCACUCCCAAAGGAAAGAAACCAGGGUUCCGCGCCAGCAUGGCUACAUUUACAACUAGUGCCUUCUGGCACGGCUUUUAUCCUGGGUAUUACUUCUCAUUUGUUCUAGGCUCCUUCGUCCAAACUGUGGCCAAGAACUUCCGGCGUUAUGUUCGUCCCUUCUUUCUGUCUACGGAUGGAACCACACCUGGACCUUACAAGCGUUAUUAUGACGUCGUUAGUUGGCUCGUAACCCAGGCAGUCAUGUCUUUCGUUGUCCUACCAUUCAUUUACCUAUCAUUUUCCGAUUCCAUCCACGUUUGGGGAAGCGUCUAUUACUACGGUAUCAUCGCCGUUGCUGCCUCUCUUGCUUUCUUCUCUUCGCCAGCAAAGGGCUUCCUCAUCAAGAAAUUGAAGUCCCGCGCUGAUCGCCCCAAGGCCGUGCGAUCACCAAGCACAGAAAGCAUUCAGGAACCAACACUUGGUCUUCCUGACGAUGCAAUCAAGGAAUUUGAUGAUGUAGUGCAGGAAAUCCGAUCUGAAAUCGAGUCCAGACGCAGAAAGGGCAGCGUGGUCACAAUGCCUACAGGCGAAGAACUCAAGGCUGCCAUCGAGAACAAAAUUGGCCGUACGCUAGGAUAA
Aspergillus nidulans FGSC A4 is the source of this 1392-nucleotide messenger RNA. RefSeq names its product lysophospholipid acyltransferase. Gene Ontology annotation, molecular function: acyltransferase activity, transferring groups other than amino-acyl groups; 1-acylglycerophosphocholine O-acyltransferase activity; 1-acylglycerol-3-phosphate O-acyltransferase activity. The coding region runs from base 1 to 1392 and encodes 463 amino acids. The record is from RefSeq and is a predicted model, not a curated record. Gene Ontology annotation, biological process: phosphatidylethanolamine biosynthetic process; glycerophospholipid biosynthetic process. The transcript is spliced from 2 exons. Gene Ontology annotation, cellular component: membrane; endoplasmic reticulum; mitochondria-associated endoplasmic reticulum membrane contact site. Lineage: Eukaryota; Fungi; Ascomycota; Eurotiomycetes; Eurotiales; Aspergillaceae.